AUGGCUUUCCCCCCUGGCAGAUGGCCGGCGAUCACUACUGCGAUCUCGCUGGCAUGGGCAUGGGUGGCGGCGAGCGGCCGCGGGGUCGACGGGGGCGACAUGCUGAUGAUGGACAGGUUCCUCCGGUGGCAGGCCACGCACAACCGAUCGUACCCGAGCGCGGGGGAGAGGCUGCGGCGCUUCCAGGUGUACCACGACAACGUGGAUUACGUCGACGCCACCAACCGCCGCGGCAACCUCACCUACCGGCUCGGCGAGAACCAGUUCGCCGACCUCACCCGGAAGGAGUUCCUCGCCAAGUUCAUGUCUUACGACGGCAACGAUCGCACCGAGGAUGAUAAUACGGUCAUCACGACGGCCCAGGGCGCCGACGCCAACAUGUGGUCGUCUGGCGGCGUCAAUGUCUCCUUGGAUCCGGCCAGCGUGGACUGGAGGGCCAAAGGAGCCGUGGUGCCGCCCAAGACGCAAACCUCAUCGUGUUUCAGCAGCUGGGCGUUCACGGCGGUGGCGACGAUCGAGAGCCUCCACUCGAUCAAGACGGGGAAGCUGGUGCCCCUCUCGGAGCAGCAGCUGCCCGUGGCCGCGGCCAUCGAGCUCGGCAGCGACAUACAGUUCUAUAAGAGCGGCGUCUACUCGGGCCCCUGCGGGACGCGUCUCCAGCAUGUCGUCACCGUCGUCGGCUACGACGCCGAUGAGUCCACAGGUGAGAAGUUCUGGAUCGUCAAGAACUCGUCGGGCCAGACGUGGGGCGAGCGCGGCUACACCCGUAGGGAAAAACCACUCUCCAUGCAGCGCAGAAUCCUGGGCCCGGGGCUCUGUGGCAUCAUGCUCGAUGUCGCCUACCCGACCAUGUCAAUGUGA
Messenger RNA from Aegilops tauschii subsp. strangulata, 861 nucleotides. Its product is annotated as ananain-like. Lineage: Eukaryota; Viridiplantae; Streptophyta; Magnoliopsida; Poales; Poaceae. Gene Ontology annotation, molecular function: cysteine-type peptidase activity. The record is from RefSeq and is a predicted model, not a curated record. Gene Ontology annotation, biological process: proteolysis.